Molecule: messenger RNA, 7929 nt
Organism: Bursaphelenchus okinawaensis
Lineage: Eukaryota; Metazoa; Nematoda; Chromadorea; Rhabditida; Aphelenchoididae
Source: the annotation of a GenBank genome assembly
AUGUCUACAACAAAAGGUAAACAAAAAAUAUCAAAAGUUACUGGUGUUCAUGGUAAGUUAGUUUUUCAAUUUUUUUUUUGGUUUAGGUUUUACUUUGGGUAUCUGAUGUUGUACAUGAGUGAACUGCUGAAUUUUAGUGUUGAAUUGUCGUGAAUAGGUUUUAGAUAGCAGAACAAUACUAUAGGCUUACUUUUGAAAGUAUUUUUGAGUCUGUGAGACGGAUUUUGGCGGAGGGACAUUGAUAAUUGUGGGCAGAGUUCAGGGUUUUUUGUGUUGUUGCGGCUUUUUGAUCGAAGUUAUGUGAAGAACUAGGUUUUAAGCAGACAGUUGUUGUGAAAAUGUAGAAAAGGGUGUUGUGAAUGAUAUUCAUCAGGUUGUCAAGAUGUUACAGUAGCGAACGUUGAGUAUUUUGAUGUUGUUUAUAACACACGGGGAUGUAUUGAUCUUAUUACCUAAAACAUUAUUUUUUCUUGAAUUUUGUGAGAGUUAGUUGCGUUUAUGAAUAACUAGGCUUAGAGAACAGAUAAUGGUUUUUAAAAAAUUUAAACAAGCAUUGGUUUAAUAAUAAAUGGCAGUUUUAUAACCAUUUUCUUGGUUGACUGACUACCUUCAGUUUUGUAAAUUUUACAAAACAACUCCAAACCAUUUUGUUUCAACUUUUAACAUUGUUUACAGCUUAAAUUACAGUAGUAUGACGUAGUGCGGGCUUCGAGAGCGCUGUGUGUUUCUUUUUGCUACGUUUUUGCCCGCAGGCCCUUUUUUUUCUUUUUUCUUAGAAUUUGGUUUAUUUUUUUGCGAAAAAAGUUUGCAAGUUUCAUGGGUUUUAGCGGAUUUAAACAUGAAAAUAUUAAAAACAGUUGGUUGGAGCAAAGUUUUAAAUGUACUUUUAUUAGUUUUGGGUUUUGGUUGAUUUGAAAUUUGUAAAAUACGCAUCUGUGUCUUCUUGUUUAUAUUAUAGUAGGCGAAAAGUGGAUUUCUUGGAGAUCUUGCUUAAGAACAUAGGAUUUAUUAGUGGAUUUUAAUUGAGAAAGGAGGUUUUAUUAGAUUUUUUAAAGAAACGAAAAUUUCAAUGCAUUUUUGCAUUGGAAAUGAGGUUUUUUAAAAGAUUAGAAGUGAGGAUUUUAAUGCAUUUUAAUGUUAAAAAUAAGGAUUUAAUUAAUUUUAUAAUGUUUUUAACAAAUAACAAGGGUUGUUAAUAUAAAAUGGCAAAACACAUGGAUUUAAAAGAUUUACCACGUGUUUAUGGCCGAAAUAUGUGUAUUAACAUUGGCCUCAUGGUUAAUACCGAGGGAGUUCGAUGCCUAGUUGAAGGUAAUUGUGUUUAUAAAAGAAAAUGUUGUUAUAUGUAUUUUCAAAGUAUUUUUGUUAAAAUUUGAGGGUUUUAAUGAUUGGAAGUUGAUAAAAUGAAGUUUUAAGGCCUGUUUAUAGCUAAAAUACCUUCGUUUAGUAAUUUUUAGGUAAUACUUGUUAAAAGUAUUCAAAAAAUUAUUGUAAACUUUCUAAAAUUAUAGAAAAAGUAAUUGUAAGUAUGAAAAUAUGAAUUUUGUCAAUAAUUACAGGGCAUGUCUAAGCUGUAUGAUUAUGUUUUGAACAUUGGCCGGGAGAUAAUUGGCCGAAAUCAGCGGUUUUAAGCUGUAAUUGUUCUAAUUUUAGAGGGUUUUGAGGUAAAACGGGGUGUUUACAUCAAUAUACUUGCUAGUCUGAUAAAGUAUAGGGUAGGGCAUGUUAGGAUAUGUACGGCAUGGCAGAGUAGGUAAGGGUGUGAAAAUGUAGAGUAGAGUAGAAUAAGAUAAGGUAUGGUAAGAUGAGGAAAGGUUUGAUAAGGCAAGAGGAAAUAAGGUAAGGUAAAGUAAGUAGAGGGAGUAUGGUAGGGUAGGAUAGGUUGAAAAAAUUGAAAUUUUUACUAAAAUAAAAAAAUUUUAAGUUUUGUUACCUAAACUUUAAAAUUUUGAAAAUGCUUUGCUACCCAAAGUUUAAAAUUUUUGAUUAAAACCAUUAAAAUUUAUGACCUCAAGCUAUUUUUAAACAUUUUUUAAGUUUUGUAGCCUGCGAUUUUGAAUUUCAAAAAAUUUUGUUACCUAAAUUUUGAACUUUUUUGACAGAGAUCUCAAAAUUAAUAGUCUAAAUCUAAUUUUGGAACAUUUUUUAAGUUUGCGAUCUAAGAUUUUGAAUUUCAAAAAAUUUUGUUACCUAAAUUUUGAACUUUUUUGACAGAGAUCUCAAAAUUAAUAGUCUAAAUCUAAUUUUGGAACAUUUUUUAAGUUUGCGAUCUAAGAUUUUGAAUUUCAAAAAAUUUUGUUACCUAAAAACAAAAAAAUAAUAAAAGUUCGAGGAAUAGUAGUCGUUUGCCUUCUCAUUUUUAAUCGCAAACACAAAAGAAAUGUAGCAUGAGGUCGCAAAAAUAUUAAUAACAUGGGAUGUCAUGGAUGUUUAAUGUAAACAGUAGUGUAAUGUGGUAGUUUUAAUUGCUUUUUGUUGGGGCGGGGUUUUUUUGGAAUUUUUCACGAUUCAGUUUUCUUUUUUGCUUAUUUGGCAGGGGUGAUUAUUAUAUUUUUUUGGUAGAAGAGGUUUUCUUUAAUAUUUUUAACGUUUUGAGAUCAGUUGGAGCUAAAUACCCUCAGGGUAUAAUUUAAUAAAUGUUCUUUGAAUUAAUAAUUUUGUUAUUUAAAUAUCUAAAAAUGGGUUUAAAUCUGAAAAUUUUAAAUUUUUAGGUAAUAAAUCUUAAAAUCUAGUCUAAAAACCCUGACUUUUUGGCCUAUCAGAGACCGAAAUCGUAAAAAGCAGACGACAAAUUGGGGGUUUGAACUUUGUUGAGUAAACAAUGAUAACAAGAAAAAGUUGAAUUAGCUGCACAAAAGCGAGCAAUGGUAACCAAGUCACUUUUCAUAACAAAAAAGUGUCUUUGAGUUGCACUAAUAUGGUUAUUGAGUUUUAAAAUUUAAAAAGGUUUUUAAUUUAUGGGGGCUUUGAGGUCAAUAUGCCGUUUUUUUAAUUCUUGGGCUUAAGGUUGAAAAAAUUUAAAUUAUGGCUGGAUUUUUGGGUAAAAUACGGGGAAUUAAUUAACUUGGCUAAUAUACGCGUUCGAAAAUGUUUUUUGCAACAUAAUUUGUGUUAUUUGAUAUUACACUUGAUGUCAAUUUGGGUCCCACCACGAAAACAGAACUUAUUUUCGUUGACGUUGUCGGGGGGAUUUUAGCGGUUGUAUAGAUAAAUGGGUGUAUGUAAUACUUCUUUGUAUCAUAUAUUAGACCGUUUUAAAUUUUUAAAAAGUAUAAUGAUUAAUAUUAUAUUACACUUGACGUCAAGUUUGGUCUCGCCACGAAAACAGUGAUUUUUUAAACUGUAGUUUUUAGUGGGAUCUUUGGGAUUGUAUAGGUAAACUGAACUAUAAGACUGCAAAUGUAUUAUGUAUUGAUUGGGUUCUGCCACGAAAAUAUGAAUUUUUUAAAUUGACUUUUUUAAUGAUAAUUUAGGGAUUAUAUAGGUAAACUGAGGUCUAUAAUACUGCACUGUGUCAUAUAUUGAACUUUUUUUGCAUUUUUGAAAGGAUGUGACGAAAAUUAUAUUACACUUGGCGUCCAACUUGGUCCCAUCACGAAAACUGUUAUUUUGUGAAAAAAUGUUUUGCUUUGUGAGCUGUAAAGAAAGUUUUUGAAGUCAAAAUAAAAAUUAACAGAAAAAAACAUACCGUAGCAUUUGAAAACGAUUAAUAACUCAUGUAAUUAACGUAAUCAACCAUGAUUCAAGGCCGAGAAUAGAAGAUUGUUUUGGGAUUAGAUGGGAGUUUCGAAGAAUCGUCUCAUAGAUUAUGUUUUAAUUUGGGAUUUGACAUUGGAUUAUAAUAAAGUAGUUGUUGCUUUAAAGUUAAUAGCGUUCAGGCACGUUUUUUUUCGUAGAUUAUUUAGUUGUUUGGAGAACAAAAUAAGGAUUUUUGUAUUGUAUGUUGGGAUUUGGCCGUACAUAAGUUGGGAAAUUCGGUCGUACACAAGUUUGAUAAAUUCGGCCGUACAUAAGUUAGGGAAAUUCGCGCGUACGCAAGUUUGAAUUUUGGAAAAUUUUAAUUUUCUAAUGUAAAUCACGAUUUUAAAAUAUUUUAAAGUAAACAAGAUUUUUUUUUAUUUUCAGUACCACACUUCCAACCAGGCCGCCUGGUACUGGCCGAGUACUGUGGCGCACAUUGGCCGAGUGUUGUGGAUAAGGACUUGCACAAAAAGGUCCGAUUCGUCUUUUUGCCAUACAAAAAAGGCGACAAACCCUUUACCAAGGCCAGAAGCGUGCUGAUUCCGAUUACAAACGCUAAGCAGGUAGGCGGUUUUGUUACUUAAAAAUUUUUUUAAAAGGUUUUUAAUUUUAAAUUUUUUGAAUUCAAAGUUGAUAUUGGACUCUACCUUACCAUAACCUACUUACUCUAACCCUAUGAACCUUAAUUCUGCCAUUUUCAGUUAGAAAUCACGGAAAGCGAAGAAGAAUCGGCCGAAUUCUCACUAGCCUUCCAAAUUGCUCGUUACCUAUUCAAAAUAGGACCGGAAGCAUCAGCACCGAUCAUUCACCAUCCAUUAUCCCGAGAACAGUACGUUACCGCACUGUGCCGAAAACCAAUUCAGUACGAGUUUUUGGGUACCAAAUCUGUAUCAGCCUUACCUUUAAAGAACAAGGAUUUAGAAGUUGCGACUGAUCUUGAUCUACCCGAAGCGACGUUGCUCAGGUUGCAGUCGAACAUAACCGGAAUAAUGUUCAAAACGUUCCCAAAACGGUCGAAAAAAGAAGUGGUCGUACUCGACGACACAGCACUGCUACAGGAUCUGGAGAAUGAGAAAGAAAAGAAUUCAGAAGCGAAAGACAAGAGAGGAAGAAAGCCAAGACAGAAUGUGAAUGAAGAAGCCGAUGAACUCGAGAAUGAAGCCGGCUUCAGUGGAUUCGAGGGCACGGACUAUGAGGUGGACUUGCCUGAAGGGACGUUUGAGGGUGGAGGUAGGGAUUUUUGGUAUUAUUUUCAGGAUUUGGUACAUUUUUUUGGGUUUUGGUACUAUUUUUGCGUUUUUGGUACUCUUUUUUUGGUUUUGGUACUGUCUUUGCGGUUUUGGUACUGUUUUUGUAGUUCGUCACCUUUUUUUUUUUGAGGCUUGGUACUGUUUUUAAGUUUUUGGUACUAUUUUUUGGUUUUGGUACUUAUUUUUGGAAUUUCGGUACCAUUUUUAAUUUUUGGUAUUAUUUUUAUCUUUCAGUACUAUUUUUUGAGUUUUGGUACUAUUUUUGAGUUUUUGGGACUAUUUUCGGAUUUUGAUACUAUUUUUAAGAGUUUUGGUACUAUUUUUGGUUUUUGGUACUAUUUUUAUGAGUUUUGGUACUAUUUUUUAGUUUUGAUACUAUUUUUUUUUAAUUUUAAAAAAUGGAAUAAAAAUAAUGAAUUUUUAGCAAUUCCAACUACUUUCGACGCCCCAGUCCUCACAAAAUUCGAUGCAGACAGUCAAGAACAAUCGACCAGUCAAGCGCCAGAAUCCGGUGAUGCACCACUAAAGCGAAGUCAACGAAUCCGAGACCAUCGCUACGAUCAGCUCAUGUCUCGAUUCAAACCAGUCAAGCGGCCUGGCCAUCUGAAGAACAUCAAGCUGGAAGCGGAAGAGAAGUUUCUAGGCCAGAAGCGAAAGUUCCCGGCUUCGGAAGGCUCUCCGGUGAAGAAGAUCUCUAGGCAAAUAUCGUUGAACGAGAAAUUGUUUGGUAAUGUGAAGGAUCCACUGAGUCUGGAGGAGCUACAGGCUUUGGACAAGACCGAAGUUUAUUUGGCUGUGGUUCCGAACAAACUUUGCUAUGGAUUAUGGCCGAUUUUGGUAAGAAUUUGAAGGGUUUUGUGUUAUAAAUGAGGUUUUUGAUUGUUUUGCGUUGAAAGUGAAGUGUUUGGUCUAAAUGACAAUUAAAAUCAUUCGGCCGUACACAAGUUUUAAGAAUUCGCGCGUACAUAAGUUGGAAAAUGAAAUUUCUAAAUUUAUUGGCUUUUACAUUCGAAAUGAGGAUCAUUUAUAAAUUUUGUAUGAGAAAUGAAAAUUCGGGUUGAUUUUGUAUUUAAAAUUAGGGUUUUUAUUAUUUUUUUGGUAGAAAAUGACGUUUGAGGCAAUUCAGCCGUACAUAAGUUGACAAAGAGGGUUUUAAAUUUGUGUUUUUAUGGAAUUUGAAAAAGACAAAUAAUAUUUUUGAUUGGUUUUGCAUUAUCAUAAGUGGUUUUAAAAUUUUCAAAACUUUUUUUAAAAAUUUGAAGAAAAAAAAAUUACAAAAUUAAAUUGAAUUUUUAGAUUGAAGACGUCGAUUUAACCACAAAAAUGAUGACAUACCGCGCAUUUUUGACCACUCCACCCGCAGAAACCAUAAAAUACGACCAAAUUUACCGUUUCCCGGUCGAUCUACUCGAAUAUUUUAUUGAAAUGGCAAAGAACGAGGCGUCAGCCGAACUGGAAUCGGCUCUAACUCAAGUCAAGCGAACCUACGAACUUCAUAACAAGUACAACAACAUCAAACAACGUCGUCUAAAUGAGCCAGAGGUCGGUUUGGAAGAGAUGGACCUCCAGGAAAUGAAAAUGGAAGCCUUGUCGAUAACUGAAAGCGAAGUCAACGGAAAGAGACGGAAGGUGAAUGGGUUUGACUUCAUCGAUGAUAUAAAACAACAGCUGGAAGAGUUUGUGAAAUAUGAUGAAGGAUCGAUGGCUGAGGGAGAGUCAAAGGUUCAGGAGGAAGAGUAAGGAUUUUUAUGAGGUUUAGCAUGGGUAGGGUGAUGUACUUAAUGUUCCAUACCUUUAACCAGGUACAGGAAAGCAUAAAAAGGUCUUGCUAAAGUAAAUUAUGGCAUAUUUUUAGUGUUUAUAGCUUAAAAUAGUGUGUUUUAUUAGAUUUUGUAAUUCGGCCGUACAUAAGUUGGUGUGAUUCGGUCGUACAUAAGUUGAGACAAUUCGCGCGUACAUAAAUUUGCAUUUUAUGGAUUUUAAUGGGGUUUAGAUUAGUAAUGAGGUUUUUUACCUUGGAAAUGAAACGCAAGCUUAAAAAAUUAUUAAAAGUUAGUUUAUAGCACCAGCUUUUUCGAUUUUUAGUACCGUGCUAUAUAGCACUUCCAAAAUUUUUUUAAAUUUUAUAUAGUACUAGUCAUUUAAGCUUUUUAAGAUUUUAGUAUAAUGCUAUAUAGUACUACUAACUUGCUAAUUUUCAGUCUUCUCUCUCCCAUCCUCACUCCAAUUCACACGGACUUGCAUGUUCAACUCCGCGACCUCACCUCCCCCACCGUAACCGCCCACUUCGAAGACAUUUGGAGCGAAAAAGUCACCAUCCUCGAACGCCGACGUCACACCGAAUUCAUGCGAAGCAUCAUGGAGAGUCGGCAGAACGUGUUCGCUCGAAUGCUGGGCGCCGCCACCCCCCGGCUAUGCCAUCAUCUCGUCGGAUACGGUGGGCAAGGCCUUCACCGAGUUCAGCAACCUAGUCAAGCUGGCCAACAAACUGCCGCGACUGGACGAGCUGGAGAGAGUGCGGUAUGUCAUCGAGGUCAUGUUCCCAAUCGCUAUCGAGCAGGUCUUGAUGAAGAAGUAUCAAAUGAGCGAGGAAAGUGUGGCCACAUGUCUGAAUUUGUGCGAUAAAAUUGCCAAAUUGAAGGAAUUCAGAUUGUAAGUGGACUAGACUGAGCUUUUUUAGUGUUUUCUAUGAUUUUUUGAUAACUUUUGCUAUAUUAUUCAUGAUUUUGGAUAACUUUUGCUAUAUUAUCCAUGAUUUUUUUGGUAACUUUUUCUAUAUUAUCCAUGAUUCAGAAGCCCAGACCCGAAACUAACCCAGGAGUUGAACUCCUUAAUGGCCCUGCAUGCGCCAUUAAUGUCCAAAAUCGAAGCUGCUACACUGUCAGAAGCGGCUGAAGACCUUACUAACGAAAACAUCGCCCCAGGCGAACUCACCUAA